Molecule: messenger RNA, 3419 nt
Organism: Amorphotheca resinae ATCC 22711
Lineage: Eukaryota; Fungi; Ascomycota; Leotiomycetes; Helotiales; Amorphothecaceae
Exons: 2
Coding region: 364-2952 (862 amino acids)
Biological process (GO): circadian rhythm; regulation of DNA-templated transcription
Cellular component (GO): nucleus; cytoplasm
Source: RefSeq, a predicted model, not a curated record
CUUUUCCUCCUCAUUUUCUUCAUUUCUGUGCCGUCCUCAUACCUAUUAGCACAGAAUAGCAUGUGAAGUGGCAUGCUCUCCUAUCUUUUACCAUCCACACGAGAUUGCGAUCGAGGAUUAGAUGUCAAGCAUUUCAACUUGUUCCCUAUAUUUGUCUUGAUUUGUGGUCGUUCUUCCUUGAGCUCUUAUGAAACCGCAUUACCUGAUUCCGGAGACGAUGUGGUAGUGCAGAAGCUUCGGUUGGUUAUUCGACAAGCUCUGCAGACACAUAAUUACUCAAAGCUACGCAACUAGGCAGAACGUACCGCAGAGAACUUUCCAGGACUGCGUUAUUAGACGCCGACUGUUCUUACGUAUCUCUAUAUGAUAACGCCGACAAUGAACAGUAAUCCUCAAAACUCCUUCAUCCAUAUUUCUCGGGGGUAUCACGAACAUCCAGCAGCAGCAUCGACGGGUGAGUAUAUGCAAGCGGUCGGAAAUCCGAAAAUAUCAAACUUGGAGCGCCAUACUCCCAGGGCGACUCUGGCCCAGCUAGAUUCGGAGAAGAGCAAUAAUUCUGGAGAACCUUCAGGCUUUGAAGAUUGGUUUACUUGUUCAAAUAAGCUCCCUCGAGCGAGGCUGGAUCGAACUUCGGUGAAUUACGUACCUCUACAUUUUCUUCGCCUACAAAGCAGCUUGGGGACUUAUAAAUCAACCAAAAAUCUGCAAUCAGGUCGCCCUAAGGACCAUAUUGUAUCUGAUGGCAUAAAUCCAGCUACUACUUACGAUAUCUCAGAUGUGUCCAGAAGUGUGAUCGACGAUCUGACUAUAGAAAAUCAGAAAUUGAAGGAGAGGCUCCGAAAAUAUGAGGCUUCUUAUAGCCCCUACCUAGAGGAGGAUAUGCUAUUCGAGGUCAAGAUUCAUGGGUUGCCAUGCGGAAAAAAGCGGGAGUUAGAAGAAACGCUACGGGUCUUUACUGCAAGUAUAGAUUGCUCAUCUAAACCUCCGGAGGGGAAGGUUCCAUCCCCGUCGCAGGACGUACAGCAACACGUCUUUGGAGAUACUUCUCAACCCGCAACUUCCUCUACAUCGAAUUUACGACCUAUUGAUUCGGCGUAUGUAUUCAUGUCAAAUUCUGGCCCAACGCCUACGUCGGCAGUCAAUCAUAUGAAACCUGAUCAGAGGGUUGUCUCUCAACCUAUGGAUUUGAAGGAGCAGAAAGUGCAACCAUCUUCCCGCAAAAUUCUGGAUGGCCUGUUCCCAAAGUGUCCCACAGUCAUGUCAGAGUUACAAAAGAAAGAGGCAGUGGUUCGACGUCUUGAACAGCUUUUCAUCGGCAAUAAGGUUGGCUCAGCCGAUGAGCACAAUCGAUCGAUACAGCAACAAGAAUUAUCUAAAUCUGCGGCAUAUGCGGAUCAAACCUCAAAGGGCGGGCUCACUUUCGAGGGCCGUCGUGAAGCACACAUCUUACCUUAUGAGAUAAAAGAAGAUGUUCCACGAUGUAGGAGAGAAGCAGAAUAUUCGAGCAACGAGACACAGUUACCCGGAAUGCCAUUCGAUCUUGCUGUGGAUAAGAAUCCUGAUGGUUCUUUUCCAGAGCAGAGGCCGACCAGACUUUUGGAUCUUGAUCCGGAUCGUCCUCAGAUUCCUUCUGAUAACUUGCGAUAUAUCCGCCAUUUGGGUCUCUCAAAUACCCGAGAAGAUGCUCCUGGCGGCACCACUAAUUCCAGUGGAUGGAUUUAUCUCAACCUUCUUAUCAAUAUGGCUCAGUUGCACUUUAUCAACGUCACGCCUAAUUAUGUCAGAUCAGCAAUCACUGAUAUCAGUGACAAGUUUGAGUUAUCCCCAGAUGGCAAGAAAAUCCGAUGGAAGGGAGGACACGAGGGAACCCGACUCAGCACUGGUAGUCAUUCCAGCAGUGUGCGAAAUCACUCCCCACAGGAUGACAGUGACAGCACGGAUGAGUUAUAUAGGAAGAGGCGCAGAAUAGAUGUUGGAAGAUGUACAUCUGCCCACAUUGACAUUCCUAAUCUAACAUCUCUGUUGGAAGUCACGAACGUUUUCCAUCAUUACAAACCAUUGUUCCACCAUCCAGGCUCUUCAUCUGGAGAUUGGACUUUGUUUGAUGAGAGCGAACCCCCCUUUGAGCGUGGUAUCGGAGACGAUGGAGGAUCACGUUCAGAGCCUCGUAGAGUAGGGCAGGGUAAUGAUGGCCCUAUUAUUUUCUAUAGAGGAGCCCGGUUCUACACCGAUUUGUCUGGUGAUCGAGGAAGCAUUGAUGCUCCACCUCGCGUCCAUGGCGUUGGCAGGGAUGGGUAUAGUGAUCAUGCCCAGGACGCUGUGGGAUAUGAUGCAAAAGAUCAGACACUCCCUCUGUCGCGGACUUCGUCGGGCUCUUCGUUCCCUUUCAGACCGUCCAGAGACUGUUCACGCGGGACCGGUUUCCCAGAUGCUGGAGGAUCAGGUGCCAAAACACCAGACCUACUCAGUGAAGAUCCCAUGACCAUGGAAUUCUCAUUGAAGUGGUCUGAAGACAAAAUUAGCCCUGACAUGCCACUUCAGGCUUUCAAUGCUAGUGGCCUUGGUGGAAUUCAACCUGCCGAUCAUUUUGUUAUGAAGGUUGAAACUCGUCGACCGAUAUUAGACGAAUACAACCAAACCAAACUCUCAGGGUUUCCUGCAUCAGGCCCGGCAUCCGGAAAGCCUUUCCAUGUCAUGUCAAAUGUGUUUCCGGAUUCAAUCAGAGAGUCGGAAGGCAACAAGUCAUUGGAAAGUAUCCCGCCUAGCCUGGCAUUUCCUAAUGCAUUUCAGUCAUCAUCUCAUGUCACGAAUAAAUUUCCAGUCAACGUCGAAAUCAUUUCUACUGAGUUUACUCAACUAGAACCUUCAGCGUUGCCAGAACCCUCGGGGUAUUACCCCGCUAGUUCUGAUGAUGAUUUGGAUGUUACUGGCUCAUCUUGUUCUGAAUUCUGACCCCUGCAGCGAAGCAGGUCUUUCAGGCAAAGAUCAUCAUCAAUCAUUUCGGAUCGAAUCCAUCAUUUACGUCGAGACCAGGAAUUUACAAGCAGAAGAAUAUGAUCCCGGCGAUAGGGAAGGCGAGGAAGACGAAGGAGAAAAUGAGGGCAGCGAGGAUAUAGCACACACCGCUCUGGCAUGUUGCUCAUCCCAGCGAGAUGACAGCGCUCGGACACUUCGAUGGAACAUUAGGGAGAUGGAGCGUCGAGGGUACUGGCAGGCCGGGUGAAAAGCUGGAGAAAACUCUGGAGUCUGGUGAGAUGAAAUCAAACUCACUGAAAAACGCCAUACGUUAAUAUAUAUCCCUUCAAUUUUAACAGCAAAAAGGAAAAGGCCUCAUUGAAAUAAAAGAAGGCUUAAAUUCAAUGGCUCAAUAACUCAUAGUCCGUGAAAGAUUGGAAUGGGAUAGAAAAUCUGCUCCGGAC